GACACUGCGCCUCUGGUCUCGGAAUUUCCAGAGUUCCUCCGGUUGCGGAAGACAGCUGUUAUUUUUCUCCCGAAAGCUUUUGGCACAGCCAGCAGGUUGAAACUUCCAGGCACCUUUUGGAGAAGUUGUUAGGGUUUGCUCGAGGCUUUCGUUACAUUUUUAUUUGGGUUUUCAAGCCCUGUCUGCCUUUCGGAGAGUGAGCUCUAAGUUUGCUGUGAAGGGUUCUUAAGAGGCUUUCCUCUCCGGCUUCCGUUUUUCUUGAACCCACUCGGCUCAAUUAUGGUGAUGUUCAAGAAGAUCAAGUCUUUUGAGGUGGUCUUCAACGACCCCGAGAAGGUGUACGGCAGCGGGGAGAAGGUGGCCGGCCGGGUGGUAGUGGAAGUGUGUGAAGUUACCCGAGUCAAAGCCGUCAGGAUCCUAGCUUGCGGUGUGGCCAAGGUCCUGUGGAUGCAGGGGUCUCAGCAGUGCAAACAGACCUUGGACUACCUGCGCUAUGAAGACACGCUUCUCCUCGAAGACCAGCCUACAGGUGAGAACGAGAUGGUGAUUAUGAGACCUGGAAACAAAUACGAGUACAAGUUCGGCUUUGAGCUUCCUCAGGGGCCCCUGGGAACAUCCUUUAAAGGAAAAUAUGGUUGUGUAGAUUACUGGGUGAAGGCUUUUCUCGAUCGCCCCAGCCAACCAACUCAAGAGGCAAAGAAAAACUUUGAAGUGAUGGAUCUAGUGGAUGUCAACACCCCUGACUUAAUGGCACCAGUGUCCGCCAAGAAGGAGAAGAAAGUUUCCUGCAUGUUCAUUCCUGAUGGACGUGUGUCAGUCUCUGCUCGAAUUGACAGAAAAGGAUUCUGUGAAGGUGAUGACAUUUCCAUCCAUGCUGACUUUGAGAACACAUGUUCCCGAAUCGUGGUCCCCAAAGCAGCUAUUGUGGCCCGACACACUUACCUCGCCAAUGGCCAGACCAAAGUGCUCACCCAGAAGCUGUCGUCCGUCAGAGGCAAUCACAUUAUCUCUGGGACUUGCGCUUCAUGGCGUGGCAAGAGUCUCCGAGUGCAGAAGAUCAGACCCUCCAUCCUGGGCUGCAACAUCCUGAGGGUUGAAUACUCCUUGCUGAUCUACGUCAGUGUCCCUGGCUCCAAGAAAGUCAUCCUCGAUCUACCCCUAGUGAUUGGCAGCAGGUCAGGUCUGAGCAGCCGGACAUCCAGCAUGGCCAGCCGAACAAGCUCCGAAAUGAGUUGGAUAGACCUCAACAUCCCAGAUGCCCCAGAAGCCCCUCCAUGCUAUAUGGACAUCAUUCCUGAAGAUCACAGACUAGAGAGCCCCACCACUCCCCUGCUGGAUGACGUGGAUGAUUCUCAAGACAGCCCUAUCUUUAUGUAUGCCCCUGAGUUCCAGUUCAUGCCCCCACCCACUUACACUGAGGUGGAUCCCUGUGUCCUUAACAACAACGACAACAACGACAACGUGCAGUGAGCCUGACGAGACGAUGCAUCUGAACCAGCUCAUUUCUUUCUGCCUCUCUGCUUGAACUCCAGUGUUUCAGAGACUCUGUCUCUACAGUGGGGACCGGGUACACCCCAGCCUCUGACUCCACAAGAUGGGUGGUAAUCAGUAGGCAGGUCUCCGGCUUCAAGUGGUGCAGACCAGUGCCCGCACUGUGGUGUAUAGGAGUGUUUGCUGGGUGGAUAUCAGAACGAACACUCUAGAAAAAUUCAGACCUGGCCCACUUUCUCAGCGUUGGAAAUGAAGAGAUUGCGCCUGUUUUUUGAGUCAGGGUAUUACUGACCUUCUGGCAUGGUCUUUCCAAGGUGUUUUGUUGUUUUGUUUUGAAGGGAAUUUUAGGUUGUUAAAAUAACAGCAGACCAUGAACUUCUGUGCCAUGGGGGACAGCCAAUUUCACAUACUAGAAAAAGAAAAACCAUGGCCAAAAUUUUGUUAGAGGAGUGUUUUUGUUUGUUUUUUAAAAUCAGUGUUCCCGUUUUUAUAUCUUCACAAAGAAAAAAGACCUUCCACGGCCGAUGGGCGUGCAGCCUGUGAGAGUUGGCUUAACCUUGGGGGCAGUGGUGACUGUGCCCACUGAUGGCCAUAAAGGCUACUUUACAGCCAGUUGCACUGUGCUCUCUUGUAAGCAUAAUCAGAUGUGAGAGUCUCUUAUUUUUGUGUCACUCCUUGGAAUUGAUUCUAAGGUGAUGAUCUUAGCACUUUAGCUUGUCAGUUUUGUAUUCAGUCUUCGUUAUAGAUGUAAGCUCCAUUAUUCUGUCUCUUAAGGGUUAAGCCCAGUGACAGGGAGGGUGGGGGUAGGGACUCUAUCCCAGAGCUCUGUAGACCAGGCUGGCCUCAAAGAUCCACCUGCCUCUGCCUCCUGAGUGCUGAGAUUAAAGGCCCAGCUUGGUUAUUACUUGUGAGGCUUUAUCCCAAUGCACAGCCUUCUGUGACUCUCACACUAAUCCUGUGAAGGAUUGCGGCUGACCGCGGGACCCUGGGUGUCACUCUGCUUUGAGAUGCCCCAACACCGAUGGAGGCGCAGUGAGGACUGCAGGUUUUCACGGAAGCCCCCAGACCCAUUUCCUGUCCAGAGUUAGGAGAAAGUACUGCUUUCAUCACUCAGCCUCAGCACUUUGUUCUGUGUCCUGUGUCAGCUCCAAGCUCCACCCUGAGCAGUCCCCCUGAGAACUGUGCAGCCAGAAAGUGUGAGCUGAUGGAGGUUUCGUUUUGUUUUGUAUUUUGUGUAUCUUUUUGUAUGAUUAAAAACUAUAUUUUGUACUUAUCCAAAUAUAUUUUCACCCCAAAGUGGGGCUAUCCUUUGUUAAAAAAAUAAAAGUUUUUUAAUGGCAAAAAUG
This is a messenger RNA of Arvicanthis niloticus (Nile rat), 2837 nucleotides long. RefSeq names its product thioredoxin interacting protein (gene Txnip). Gene Ontology annotation, molecular function: ubiquitin protein ligase binding. The record is from RefSeq and is a predicted model, not a curated record. Lineage: Eukaryota; Metazoa; Chordata; Mammalia; Rodentia; Muridae. Gene Ontology annotation, biological process: protein transport. Gene Ontology annotation, cellular component: cytoplasm.